AGAGAGAGAGAGAGAGAGAGAGAGAGAGAGAGAGAGAGAGAGAGAGAGAGAGAGUUAAGUGGUUGACAUGGACCGGAUCAAAACCCAAUCCCCCGAGCUUUGCUUAAUGACCUCCAUGGUGUACUUGACGACAUGAAGUUGCAAAGAUUGGUGAAGAUGAUGAAGCCGCUCGACGGUUUCAGGGAAUUGGUCGCUCGACGGUUUGAUGGUGUUUUUGUUGGUUGAGGACUCCAUCGAGGACGGCGGGAUCGGUGAAGAUGAUGAAGCCUCGGAUCCUCAAUUCUUGAUCGCGCCUUCAUCUCCGAUUGCGCCUCCGUCUUCGAUCGCGCCCCCAUCUCUGACCGCACCUACUUCCCAGCCUUGGGCAACUCCUCGUUGCAGCUCAGCUCCGCCGAAAGUCUUUCUCUGCUCAAAACUAGAUGUGUCAAAGCGAAUUUGGGAACGAAGGUGAGUGGGUGGAAGUCUUGGUGACCAUUUUAUAAUUUCAAAAUCUUAGGCGAGUGUUUUACAAUUAGAUGGGUAGAAAUUGAUUUUUUGAUGAGAACUCGAAGAAGAAACCACAACUCCCUUAGAAUCAGACCCAAUAAUAGAGGCCCAAAAGCCCUUAUACCCUUUUUGCAACGCCCACAAAACCCCUUCGAACUCUCAACAACAAACAACCCAAAAAUGACCAGAUGGUGGCGCUCAGCCGGCGGAGGCCUCCGGUCUCUUCUCUCAACCCCACUUUCCUGCCCAAACCCAUCUCUCCAAUCCCAAACCUCUCUCUACCACACCAUCCAAGCCAUCCCUAGAGAGUUCACCGGAAACCGAAUCUCCGCCAAAGACAGAGCCCAGGGCCGCAUCCCCGCCGUCGUCUUCGCCCAGCCGCUGCCGGAACACAGCCCCAAACCCACCGGCCGAUUCAUCGCCAGAAAACACCUCCUCACCACUGAACGGAAGCAGAUUCAGGCCAUUCUCAACUCCGUUGAGCUCCCCUACUUCUGCUCCACCACAUUUCCCCUCCAGAUCCGGGCCGGGUCCGGGUCUUCGGUUCUUCUUGAAUCCGGGAAAGUCCUGCCCAUUAAGAUUCAUAGGGACGAUGAGAGUGGGAAGAUACUGAACUUGGUGUUUGUUUGGGCCGAUGAGGGUUCGGAGUUGAAGGUGGAUGUUCCUGUCACUUUCAAAGGUGAAGAUGUCUGCCCUGGUCUUAAAAAAGGCGGUCACCUAAACAAAAUUAGAACAAGUCUAAAGUACCUUUGCCCUGCUGAACACAUUCCUCCCAAAAUUGAGGUGGAUAUCAGCAAUCUAGAUAUAGGAGAUAGGGUGUGCCUUCCGGAUGUUAAGGUUCAUCCAUCCCUGAAGCUCUUAAGCAAGAACGACGUCAUGCCUUUAUGUAAGAUAGUUGCAACGAAGUUGGAAACCCCAGAACCAGCAGGAGUUUAGGCACUGAUUCUUGAAAGCUUUGUAACCAUAUAAUUUGGUAGCAAGAAUCACGAGAAGUUCAAGAAUAAGCCUACUAGGCUACUGAUUGAGGUGGUGCUAUGGAAUUCUCAAGUAGGAAAGAGUUUCAUAUUGUUGUUUAGAUCUUAAAUUGUUAAUCGGACACAAGUUGGGUCCUUUUGUAGCCUUUGAAUAGAAUAUCAUUGUCUUGUUAUAUCAUCUGCUCUCUCUGCUUGUCUUCA
This is a messenger RNA of Argentina anserina (silverweed cinquefoil), 1661 nucleotides long. RefSeq lists its product as uncharacterized. The transcript is spliced from 3 exons. The record is from RefSeq and is a predicted model, not a curated record. Gene Ontology annotation, cellular component: ribosome; cytosolic large ribosomal subunit. Gene Ontology annotation, biological process: translation. Bases 538 to 1422 code for a protein of 294 amino acids. Lineage: Eukaryota; Viridiplantae; Streptophyta; Magnoliopsida; Rosales; Rosaceae. Gene Ontology annotation, molecular function: 5S rRNA binding; structural constituent of ribosome.